UGUGGUGGAGGUCAGACAUACAGAGAGGAAGUGUGAAAAACAAAUAUGUCUGCCCUUCUUCUGUCUCCUCCUCACCUGAAGAUGGACAGAAACCCCAGAGCACAGGACAGGGACCGUUCAACGGGUACAGACUACAGUACAAUCAAAGAGGAGAAGGUAGCUGUAGUUUACUGUGGUCAAAUACGGGCAAAGUCCUUGGCUCAGUCAUCUCAAUCAGCCUUGUCUGACAGCAUGCAUCGUCUGCGUGUCUCAAUGUUGGUCUGCUUCAUACUCCUGGGAUUCCUCAGUUUCACAGGAGCAGAAGAGACGGAGACUGCCACAAAGGAAGGCAAAGGCAGGGAAAAACGUGAAAUGCCCAACUGGGCCCUGUGGUCGUCAGACUUCACAGGCUGGUUGCAGGAGCUGACUGCCCAGGCUGGUUACGAUCGGAUCCAGGACCUGGCCAGAACCUACUGGGCCCACUUCCCUAUUGCCAGUUACCUAGGUUACGACAGCCCCGACCAAGACACAGAAGAAUCUAAGGGGGUACCGGAAUAAAGUUGGGGUCAAAUGAAAUCUUUGGAGAAGUUUUAAAAUCACUGCCUUUUAACUAUUGUCUGACUGUUGCAUUGAUCAAACUAUACCCUGAACAUAUUUAGUAGCAGACAGGCAUGCAUGCACACACAGUUGAUGCUAUAAAUCUCCUUUAAACAAAUUGAUGUCUUAUUGCGCUUUUCUUUGUCAUCUAGUCAAAGCAGGAAAGCUUGCAAAGUUAUUAUCUUUGAACAGUUUGAUUCUCAUACAUUCAGAUUCUUGCGUCAGAAACCUGACUUUUUGAUGUAAAAACUGAUCUUGCGUGGCUUUGAUCCACAAUUCUGAUUAAGACACAGCACAGUGU
Messenger RNA from Salvelinus sp. IW2-2015, 877 nucleotides. RefSeq names its product otospiralin 2 (gene otos2). Lineage: Eukaryota; Metazoa; Chordata; Actinopteri; Salmoniformes; Salmonidae. The record is from RefSeq and is a predicted model, not a curated record. Gene Ontology annotation, biological process: sensory perception of sound.